UUUCGGCUUUCCUGCAUCUGCUGUGUUGGGGCCUGGGGGCCGAGAUGGCGGACACGAACGGAGCCCCUUUGCCGCCGGAGGAGGAGGCGAUGGUCGAUUCCGACGAGCACAUCCCAUUCUCCGGCAAUCGCACAGACGAAGGUGCGAAAAGCAAGAACAAGGUGGUGGUUGUGAUGGGAGCGACUGGGGCAGGGAAGUCGCGCCUGGCCAUCGAUCUCGCCUCACACUUAUCCGGCGUGGAGAUCGUCAACGCCGACUCUAUGCAAGUCUACCGAGGCCUCGACGUCCUCACUAACAAAGUUCCCGUCCCUGAACGCAAUGGAGUUCCGCAUCAUCUGCUAGGUUGUAUUGAUCCGUCUGUUGGAUUCACUUCCAGAGAUUUCCGUGAUCUGGCGAUUCCAAUUAUAGAUGACGUUCUGUUACGUGAGGGCCUCCCGGUUGUCGUUGGGGGUACGAAUUACUACAUUCAGGCUCUUGUGAGCCCAUUCCUUGCGGAUGAUCUAGUGGAAGAUGUGGCAGCAUGCUCACGGGAUGAACCUCGAGAAAACUGUGGAAUUGAUAAAAUUGCUAGCUUUGAGCGGCUGAAGGAGGUUGAUCCAGUUGCUGCGAACAGAAUCCAUCCAAAUGACCACAGAAAAAUAAAACGUUAUUUGGACUUGUAUGAAAGCUCUGGUGUCCGGCCUAGUAAUCUUUUUCAGGGAAAGAAUGCUGAGAAGAGGGGACGUGCUGAUACUUCUAGAUAUAAUUGUUGUUUUAUAUGGGUGGAUGUUUCUCUACCUAUACUGGAUAGAUAUGUGGAACAAAGAGUUGACUCCAUGCUUGAUUCUGGACUGCUGAAUGAAGUCUGUGGUAUCUACAAUCAAAACACAGAUUAUACCCAAGGCUUAUAUCAGGCUAUUGGUGUCCAUGAAUUUGGGAUGUUUUUUAAAAGCUACUUCUCCAUUAAAGAGUCAACUGAGGUCCCAUGGCCAUACUUCUCAGAGAUUGGCGAUAUGAAUGGUGACGUGCUGAAAAAGUUGUUAGCUGAAGCCAUAGAGAAGUUAAAAUCCAACACAUGCAAACUUGUUCGCCGCCAAAAACGACGGCUUAAUCAAUUGAAGUCAGUUUUUGGAUGGAACUUUCACCAUGUUGAUGCAACAGAAGCUUUUACCUCCAACUCGGGUGAUCUAUGGCAGACGACAGUAGUUGAACCUUGUGCAAAAAUUGUGAGAAAUUUUUUGGAGGAACCGGGUUCUUUGACCAACAAUAAAAAGCUGGGUCAUUUCGAGCAAAAGGGUCCAGUUUUAAGGGACUUGUGGACCCAAUAUAUAUGUGAGGAUCAUUAAAGAGCCACAAUCCUGGAAUUGCUGUUCAUUUUGCAAGAAAAUGUUGCAAAAUCUAUCAAGAAUGGAACAAAUAUUUCAACCAACCAAAUUACACAGUAAGUGUUAUUAUUUCUUUGGCGAACAAUGUAUACCAUUUCAGAGAAUGAUACUUUUAACUAUAUAGUGUUCCCAUCUUCCACAACAUGUUUUUAACUAUUUUGUCUUAUUUCUGCAUUCUUUUUCCAAGAAUGCUAAUUCAAGUUCAAGGAUGCGCCGAGUUAGAAUCUUCUUUUAAUUCAACUCAGUUUAGUCUCGAAAUAACCUCUUGUAAAGUAGGAUAUGGCUGCAUAUAAUACCAUUCCUCGGAAUUCUACAUUGAAGGGGUUUCGUGCAACGAACUGUCCCCUUAUACAG
Molecule: messenger RNA, 1718 nt
Organism: Zingiber officinale
Lineage: Eukaryota; Viridiplantae; Streptophyta; Magnoliopsida; Zingiberales; Zingiberaceae
Product: tRNA dimethylallyltransferase 2-like
Exons: 10
Coding region: 45-1325 (426 amino acids)
Biological process (GO): tRNA modification
Cellular component (GO): mitochondrion
Molecular function (GO): tRNA dimethylallyltransferase activity
Source: RefSeq, a predicted model, not a curated record